Molecule: messenger RNA, 1797 nt
Organism: Acyrthosiphon pisum (pea aphid)
Lineage: Eukaryota; Metazoa; Arthropoda; Insecta; Hemiptera; Aphididae
Product: phospholipase A1 1-like
Exons: 8
Coding region: 635-1642 (335 amino acids)
Biological process (GO): lipid catabolic process
Molecular function (GO): serine hydrolase activity; lipase activity
Source: RefSeq, a predicted model, not a curated record
GAUAAUUGCGCCAAUGGUCAGUUGUUAUCUAAUCGUCGCAAAGUUUAGUCUGUCAAUAAUUGUUAUAACGAGUGAAUUGUCGUGUUACAAUGUCACUAUAUAACUUUUAAAAUGUCAUAUUAUGUUAAUCAUCCGGAUAUUUGAUUAUCCGGACCACCCUUUACAUUAAUUAGUCCGAAUAAUUGGAGUUCUACUGUAUAGUAAAUAUUAACUCAUUUAUUAUCCAUAUAAUUUUCAUAAUUUUUUUCAUACGUUUGACUUGCAUCGAUUUUUUAUUUAUUAUCUGCCAAUCCUUUCCGUUACACCCUGUAAAUUAUUACAACAGUUCUGUAUCACGCGUAGGAUCGAUAGCUGCGAGAUCCAUAAUAUUAGGUGCGAAUUGAAUCGUCUGAGCCCGGAGGUGUAUAAUAAACGCCGCGGACGACGAACUUUUGACAUCUGAGCGCAGCUUUACGGGCAAAGUGCGACCUACCUAUAUAAAAAUAUAGGUGCGGACACGUACGAGAAAUGUAUUAAAUUUCAAAUCGCGACCAUUGUGACCUUGCAAUGAUUUUAAGUAAUGCAGUUAUCUUUAUAACCUAUUAUUUAAAUUGUUUACUGAAAACCACAUAAAUCGAAAAUAAUAGGAGGCCGAAUGAAAAUGAUGAAGAAGAACUCUGUUUUAAUUGAAGCUGUGGUUUCCAUAUUGUUAUGUUCAGUCAUUAACGACGUUUCAGGCAUAUUUUUCGGUUCUAGCGAUUUGACUUAUUGGAGAUGCAAAUUCAAACAAACGUUUCAGUGUCCGGAUCCCGACGUGACGUUUUACUUGUACACGAGUGAUCUCAGGAGAAGGAUUAAAAUCGAUAUGAGAGACAAGUGGUCGUUGUACAACAGUGGUUGGAACCCAAAUAAAAAGAACGUUAUCGUCAUACACGGGUUUAACGGAGCGGAAAAUAAUAGGAUCAUGGUCAUACUGAGAAACGCCUACUUGAUGCGCGGAGACUUUAACGUGUUCAUGGUGGACUGGAGUCCGUUGACCGUGUAUCCCUGUUACCUGUCGUCGCUGAGAAACACACGAUUAGUGAGUCAGUGCACCGCUCAACUUUACGCCCAUCUCACUUAUUCGGGUGCUUCUGCUUACCAAAUACACUGCGUCGGCCACAGUCUCGGGGCUCACAUAUGCGGCAUGAUUAGCAAUCACUUGACGGAGAGACAGCACAAGAUCAUCGGUUUAGAUCCGGCAAAACCUCUGGUAGACUUGUUUACGAGGGACGAAUUUCGAUUGACGAGGGAUGAUGCUGAUUUCGUAGAGGUCAUACACACAAACUCUGGAGUUUACGGAGAGUAUCCUCAGAUAGGACAUGUCGACUUUUGCGUAAACGGGGGUCGCAUGCAACCAAUUUGCACUAGCCAGGCAAAUAUCAUACAACAAUCGCGGUGCAGUCAUUUCAAGAGCGUUUGUUAUUAUGCAUUGUCACUAUCGAGAAGGCGCAAUAUGUUUUUGGGCGUACAAUGCACGGAAACUUGCGACUCGGUGAUGCUUCCGUCAUUUUCGAAUCGGAUCGAUGUCAUACCCAUGGGCUUACACACUCCAAAAUGGAUUAGAGGGACAUUUUACGUCGCAUACGAAGAUCCAGAUAACUUUUGCCGAUUCGAUGGAUAAUAACGUACAUAUUAAUUGUAAACAAAAAGUACAACUAUAUUAAUAUUAUGUAUUUUAUGUAAUAUAGAUAAACUUGCCUAAUGAUUUGCUAUUAAAUCAAUUUUAAUAUUAUGUAUAGUUUUCUAUUACCUCAUUAUAUUGUAAAAACUGACAAG